GAUAACAGGCAACCUUAUGUCCCCCGCUAUUCAAAUUUUUGGCUCUACCGACCAUUUUCGAAGACAUUAGAGAGAAGAGAGGAGUGAGUAGCCCUAUCUAUACUGCAAUGGUCAGAUGCGAAAAUGAGAAUGCCAAGACAAUUUGCUCAAUUUGCUUUGAAGAUCUGAAACCAAUCGUCGAAGAUCUCCAAUCCAUUUCUUUGUGUGGUCACGUAUUUCACGAGCUCUGUCUUCAGCAAUGGUUUGAGUAUUGCUCAAAAGGGAAGAACACUUGCCCAGUAUGCAAACAACCAUGUAAAGAGAAGAAUGUCAGUCGACUUUAUUUUCAAUCAGUUGGUGAUACAAAUGAAACAAGCCUCUCCCAGAUUCCGCGUGACAGUGAGCAGAAUCCAGAAGCAUUGCAGAGAGAGGUCAAGAGAUUAGAAGGUAGAGUUUCUGUACUUAGUUCUGCUCUGGAUCAACACCAGAAAGAUCUCAAAGAAAUUACUGAGGAGCUUUUAACAUCUAAGGAACAGGUCAAGCUAGAAGUGAAACUGAGAAGUGAGGCUCUGGUAGAGAGAGCUGCAGCUCAAACCUUGCUUUGUGUGAAGACUAAGGACCUGGAAAAAUCAAUUUCAGAAUGCACAAAGCUAAAGGAAAGAAAUCUCUCACUGGCCAAGGAACUCGCAGCACUUAAGUUGGUCUGUGAUUUAAAUUUGGAGGAAGAAGAUGUCUUAAAGUUUGCUACAUUAGGUAAUGAGGCCAACAGUAAAGAGACAAUUGAUAUUUUGAAAAGAUCACUAGCCAUCCGUAACAAGAGUUACAAAGAAUUGAUGGCGAAGUGCAAUUCUCUUGGACGAGGGGAAGCACGUUCUCUUUGUGAACUUAAGAAAGCCAAAGCCAAGAUCCAUACCCUGAAAGCAAAGGUUCAAAAACUGGAGACAGCUGCUGAGGCAAAAGAAAAUGAAGCAUUGAGAACUUUGAGGACUUGUAAGAGGAUGAGGACACAUGAGACAGAUUCAUCAAUUGCUUCUGUCCAAGAAACCAUAUCUAAGAAGUGCUCAUAUAACAAUCAAGAAAACUGCCCCCCUGUAUCCGUGACUGGUUUGGAUCUAGCGAGUCUCACACACACUGAUUUACCCUAUUCAGGACAAAAGGAAACACACAAAGGGGAGUGUUAUAUAGGAAAUGCUACCAUUGAAGAUACUGUUGCUUGCAAUCCCCCCGAAAAGCAGGAGGUUUCAUUUCUUAAAAAGAAAGAUGAAGAUAUAUGUGAGAUUUCAACAUAUAAGGGGAAUAAAGGGUUGCAUACAAGUUUGAAGUCAACAACUUGUAACAAGACAAGUUCCAUUGAUUUCCAUUUCUCAAACAGAAGUGCAUCACUGGAGACGAUAAGUGCCAGUGCUCAAGUGCGGCAAGAACAAAACAAGGAAGAAAUACAAAGCUCAAGAAGUCCUAAUAAGAGCAAUAAAAACUUGUCGCAUGAUGCAAUUGACAGUGAUGAUGAUGUGGUCAUUUUAGAUGACACGAGUUUACCCCAAGCAUCUUUCCACAUCAGAAAAGAUACUUCAUCUUCAUCACCCCUUCUUGCUGGACCAGAAAUAACUUAUACCCCACAUUGAUAUGAAAACACAGGAGACCGUUGCUUCUCUGGUGGGCUGAUAGGUCCUGAUGGAAACAAUUGGCACUUGGGGAAAUGGUGCAAGAAGGUGGGGCAGAAUAAGGGACCAAUGCCAGCGUCUGCAGGAUCAGCCACCAUUAGUGGUAACCUGAUUGCUGUUGGAGCAGAUGGUAGAGGUGGUAGGACCAAAGUUCUAAGGUCCUCAAACCACACAUCCUUGAACAAUGACAGUUCAUCAGCAUCAACUAAGCGAUUCAAGUAUGCCCUCAAAUCAAAUAGUUUGCAAUCUCAAGGGUGCUUGCAGAUGGAGCACUUUUUUAGUAAGGCUGGGCAGUAGGUUUGUGUGCUCAAUUGGUCAAGGGAGGGGUAGCAUCAUAUGUAAAGCACACAGCUCUUUCUAUCUCUAGCAGUAGGGAGCAUGCUCUGUUAGACAAAAUGGUUUUGUAGUUUUGAGAAAAGAAAUUCUGAUCGAUCUAUCUCAAAAUGAUUUUGAAGUAAAACAGUUGUACUAUAACAAGGCAAUGUAUUUUUGUUGGAGGCAUUAACUGAAAUAUUGUUGUUAAGCAGCUUUUGAUGAUUACUUUAGUUU
Molecule: messenger RNA, 2189 nt
Organism: Cuscuta epithymum
Lineage: Eukaryota; Viridiplantae; Streptophyta; Magnoliopsida; Solanales; Convolvulaceae
Source: the annotation of a GenBank genome assembly